GCUGCCGAUAGUCAGUGGGAGUCCGCGCCAUGGAGUGACUGGUGGGUUUUUUUUUGGGUGCUUUUGCCCUAUAACCAGAGUCGUGUAGGCGGUACCUUCUCGUUCCCGUGGGCAACUUCAAAGCGCUGUAAUGUGGUUUUGCUCAAUGUCACUACGAGAGCGUCACCAUUCAUUCACCAUCGGAAACGGAGUGCAUCUGUCGUCCCUCGAGAAAUGGGGUUUCUGCCGCGGGCCGACUCCUUUUCGGCGCGCCGGACGUACACGUUAGUUCCUGGCUGAGCGCUCGACGCGAGUCUCCGCGCCUGCGCGCAGGUGGCAAUGCAGUCUCGUGGCUUCUCCGUCCGCCUCAGCGACAGUCGUUGCACCGGUGUGCGAGCUCGAGAACGUUGUCGAAGCACUGUCGCUCUGAUGCUCCUUGCCGUAGAGGCCGGCUGUAUCGACAACGCGCGACUAAUGUUUCACAUGCUAAAGCAGAGGCGCUCGUUUUCCUCUCUCGCACCCCUAUACAAUGUUACUGUAUAA
This is a messenger RNA of Leptomonas pyrrhocoris, 522 nucleotides long. RefSeq lists its product as hypothetical. The coding region runs from base 319 to 522 and encodes 67 amino acids. The record is from RefSeq and is a predicted model, not a curated record. The transcript has a single exon. NCBI's taxonomy places the organism in Eukaryota, Euglenozoa, Kinetoplastea, Trypanosomatida, Trypanosomatidae.